Molecule: messenger RNA, 1458 nt
Organism: Sphenostylis stenocarpa
Lineage: Eukaryota; Viridiplantae; Streptophyta; Magnoliopsida; Fabales; Fabaceae
Source: the annotation of a GenBank genome assembly
AUGAAAUAUUUCAAUAUUCUCAGCCCUGAAGAUAAGGGAAUGACAAAACAGAAUGUUAAUACCAAGUUAAAAAAAUGGAGAAGUGUUUACUAUUUUAUCUUUAUACCGGGUGCUCUUGCUCUUCUCCUUUCUGUUGCGGCCAUGUCCAAGUUCCUCUCCAAAUCAUUUCUUGGUAAUGAAUCUUUAUACUCAAAUCUGAAUCCUGGGGUCCCAAAUGGGAAUGAACAUGAAGUGAUGAUGAUAACUGUUGAAAUUGUGAUUCAGAAAAUUCAAGAUCAACUGAACAAACUGAGGGAAACAAGACAGGAUCCAUCGUCGUCCCCAUUUGUAUUCCAGCAAGCUGCAUUUCUUGCUGAUAUAGUAGGACUUCUUGAGUCAGCAGCGGCGUCUCAUCAACACAAUGAAGGGAAAAAUCAGCAAAACGGUAGUUUCACCACUCAUCCUCUGGUGAGAAAAAAGAAACGAUCAGAUGAACCUGCUGAUUACUUUCUGCGAGAAGAGAUUCGCAAGUAUGUCAGGAUCAAGCCUAACAGAUUAGGAAAACAAAAUUUUAUGGGGGCUAAUGCAAGCUUCACCAGCAUAGGACACGCGUGUUUUGCCAUGAAGGAAGCGCUAGAAGAAUACAUGGAUUAUGAUGUUGGUGAGAUCUGUAAUGAUGACUGGAAACUAGCUCAAAAGCUUAUGGUUCAUGGCUGUGAUCCUUUACCAAGGAGAAGGUGUUUUUCAAGGGCCCCUAAGCUAUACAGCCAACCAUUUCCCAUCACCGAAUCCCUGUGGAAACUCCCUGAUGAUAGAAAUGUUAGAUGGAGUCAAUACCGGUGCAAGAACUUUGCUUGUCUAGCUGCCAACACCACUCGUAAGGGAUUCUUUAAGUGUGCAGACUGCUUCAACCUCACCAACCAUGAGAUGCCUCGAUGGGUGAGCCUGGAGGUUGAUUCAAACCAGACAGCUGAUUUCCUUAUAUCUGAUGUUCUUGGAAUUAAGCCAGGAGAGGUCAGAAUAGGAUUGGACUUCAGUGUUGGAACUGGGACUUUUGCUGCUAGGAUGAGGGAAUUCAAUGUGACAAUAGUUUCAGCCUCUAUAAAUUUUGGGGCACCCUUCAAUGAAAUGAUAGCCCUUAGAGGACUUGUUCCUCUCUACUUGACUAUUAAUCAAAGGCUUCCAUUUUUUGACAAUACCCUGGAUUUGAUUCACACAACUAGGUUUCUAGAUGGAUGGAUUGAUUUUGUGCUCCUUGAGUUCAUAUUGUAUGACUGGGAUAGAGUUCUGAGGCCAGGGGGGUUGCUCUGGAUUGACAGUUUUUUUUGCUUGAAGGAAGAUUUGUAUGAUUACUUGAAGACCUUCAAAAUGCUGAGAUAUAAAAAACUGAAAUGGGUGGUUGUUCCAAAGCUUGAUAAGCAUGAUCAGGAAAUGUUCUUCUCUGCUGUCUUAGAGAAGCCUCCUAGGCCAUUCAGGUGA